CUGCGUUGGUCAGAAAACGUGCAUAACCGGUGUUUGAAUAUUACUCAAUAGGCUGGACUUUCUUUAACAAUAGUGGGACAUUAAAAAGGAUUUGCUUAAAUUGGCUGGACGAUUGUGGGAUAUUAAAACUUGAAGAUGCCAGCUGAUAUUUUGGAGAAAACAUCCCCAUCCUCUGUAGCAGCCACUCCGUCGAGGGUCAGUGGAACUCCGGAUAAACCAAGGACUGCCUCAGAGCACAGAAAGUCCUCAAAGCCAAUUAUGGAGAAGAGAAGACGUGCGCGAAUCAAUGACAGCCUUGGUCAGCUAAAGACCCUCAUCUUGGAUGCACUAAAAAAAGAUAGCUCGAGACAUUCGAAGCUCGAGAAGGCGGACAUCCUUGAGAUGACUGUGAAGCACCUUAGGAAUAUGCAGCGUCUCCAAAUGACUGCAGCUAUAAGCAGGGAUCCAUCAGUCUUUGGCAAGUACAGAGCGGGAUUCAGCGAAUGCAUGAGUGAAGUCACCCGUUUUAUGUCCACGUGUGGAGGGGUGAACACGGAGAUCAGGUCUCGACUUCUCAGCCACUUAGCCAGCUGUGUGUCACAGAUAAACACCGUAAACAUCUCAACUCAAUGCCAGAUCCCCACCUACCCUCCGCAUCCAUUGCUUGCCCAAGCCGUUGCGCAAAUCCCAAGUGCAUCUCCUCAGUUAAAUGGAAUAAUGCCUUGCAAAAGUGGCUCAUCUAUCAACCUCACAUCAGAAAUGGCUAAAUUAUACAGUGGACUUCAGAUUGUGCCGGCGGCGACAGAUGGACAAUUCGCUAUUCUGAUUCCAAGCGUGGCUCUUACGCAUACGAGUGCGCCAAACGCGAUACAUGGCAAUCCAGCACUUGCGGUGCCUGUGUCACUUGUUGCGCCUCCCGCCACCGCAGACUCCGUGUGGAGACCAUGGUAGGGUCACUGCGUGCAUUAAGGACUUUUACGC
This is a messenger RNA of Oncorhynchus masou masou (cherry salmon), 960 nucleotides long. Its product is annotated as transcription factor HES-1-B-like. The transcript has 4 exons. The record is from RefSeq and is a predicted model, not a curated record. The coding region runs from base 136 to 930 and encodes 264 amino acids. NCBI's taxonomy places the organism in Eukaryota, Metazoa, Chordata, Actinopteri, Salmoniformes, Salmonidae. Gene Ontology annotation, cellular component: nucleus. Gene Ontology annotation, molecular function: DNA-binding transcription factor activity, RNA polymerase II-specific; RNA polymerase II cis-regulatory region sequence-specific DNA binding; protein dimerization activity. Gene Ontology annotation, biological process: anterior/posterior pattern specification; regulation of transcription by RNA polymerase II; regulation of neurogenesis.